Cannabis sativa is the source of this 1727-nucleotide messenger RNA. RefSeq lists its product as uncharacterized. The coding region runs from base 150 to 1406 and encodes 418 amino acids. The record is from RefSeq and is a predicted model, not a curated record. Lineage: Eukaryota; Viridiplantae; Streptophyta; Magnoliopsida; Rosales; Cannabaceae. The transcript is spliced from 9 exons.
GCAUUUUAGCCCUACAAACAACCUCAGUUGCUUGCUUACCGGCCCUGUCUAAUACUUGAAAUUAGAGCCCAACUCUGAACUCUUUUCAGGCUAUUUCUUCUUUUAGUUUCAAUUAAUUACAAAACCACCCGCCAUAGCCGAAAACUUGUAUGAAUCGUCUGACUCACCUGGGCAUCCGCUUCAACUCUCUCCACUCGGACACCCUAUUCGCCACCUUCUCCACCGUCGCUCUCUGUCAUCCCCGUCCUCCUACUCUAAACCGCGUCACCUUUUCGUCUCUCUCGCAAUUAUCAACCCUUCGCAAAUUCUCAAAUCCACCUUCCUCCAUAUCCGUCGAACGUCCUCGAUCUGACCUCAUACGGUCGUCGAUGGAUUCACAGUCACCGGAAAUUGAUGCGCCGGAGGGCGAGGACUUUGUCCGCAUCGAAGGCGCUACUGCUGAGGAUUUAUCGGAAAGCAUUGUUCGCGUGGAUGAACCAAGGGAGAACGUAGCUCUAACGAGCUCCCCCCCGGCCCCAAUUGAGGAUAAUUCGGAGCAAAGAAUGGUUCUUCCCGAAGAGCUAUCGAGGAGUGUGGUGGUGCUCCAGUGUGAAUCUUCGGCAGAAGGUGGCGUUUGCGAUGUGUACCUGGUCGGAACUGCGCACGUUUCAAUGGAAUCUUGCAGAGAGGUAGAAGCUGUUAUCAGUUAUUUGAAACCAGAAGUUGUCUUCUUGGAGCUGUGCUCGAGCAGGGUGGCGGUGCUUACCCCUCAGAAUUUGAAGAUACCAACAAUGGGAGAAAUGGUAGAUUUGUGGAAGAAAAAUCACAACCUUUUUGGAAUACUAUACAGUUGGUUUCUCGCCAAGGUUGCUAAUAAGUUGGAAGUUUUCCCUGGUACUGAGUUUCGUGUGGCAUAUGAAGAAGCUAUGAAGUAUGGUGGUAGGGUGAUACUUGGUGAUCGUCCAGUGCAGAUUACACUACGAAGGACAUGGUGGAAAAUGCCACGUUGGCAUAAGAUUAAGCUGAUCUAUGCUAUGCUUUUUCAAGCAGUCUUUUUACCAAGUUCUGAUGAACUUAAUAAAAUGCUAAAAGAAAUGGAUGAUGUUGACAUGCUGACUCUUGUCAUUCAAGAGAUGAGUAAGGCGUUUCCCACUCUGAUGGAGACUCUUGUACAUGAGAGAGACCAGUACAUGUCGUUAAAAUUACUAGGAAUUGCCAGAGAGCGCAGCUCAGUAGUAGCAGUUGUUGGAAAGGGGCACCUGCAAGGAAUUAAAAAGCAUUGGCAGCAGCCUGUUGUGUUGAAGGAUCUUAUGGAACUUCCCACGAAAAAGGAAACUGUUUCAGGUGGACGGGUACUUAAAACUUUUGGUUGUGCAGUUGUUGGGGCAGCCAUUAUAUCGGGUAUCUAUCUUGCAUGCAAGAAAUGAAUACCGAGUCUCUUUGUGCAAGAAGAGGUUUUCUCAAUUCCAAAUACAUGUGAAUUCUUUUAAUUGGUUACAAAUGGGCAUAAGAGAAGAUGCUUUUACCGGGGUAGAGAAACUUAAACCAUAAGAACUUAGCGUAGAAAUGUAAUUGCUUCCAAGUCCCUUACAUUCUUUUAUAUUGUGGAAUUGUUGUUACUUCCUUCGGAAAAAUGUAAUUGAUGAAUGAAAAAAAAACAAUAGUUUUCCUGUUUAUAUAUGAUUUAGGAUAUACAAGUUACUGGUAUUUGAAUUCCUACGUACAAUUCUUUUUCUAAAAAAGAAAAA